Messenger RNA from Cucumis sativus (cucumber), 1948 nucleotides. RefSeq names its product gamma aminobutyrate transaminase 2. The coding region runs from base 53 to 1585 and encodes 510 amino acids. The record is from RefSeq and is a predicted model, not a curated record. Gene Ontology annotation, molecular function: S-adenosyl-L-methionine:8-amino-7-oxononanoate transaminase activity; pyridoxal phosphate binding. The transcript has 20 exons. Gene Ontology annotation, biological process: biotin biosynthetic process. Lineage: Eukaryota; Viridiplantae; Streptophyta; Magnoliopsida; Cucurbitales; Cucurbitaceae.
UAUAUAAAGAGAAGUAUGAUAUUAUGAGUGAAGAGCAUAAAAUUAUCCCACAAUGCCAAUCCUCAAUCAACUUCUUCGUAAUUCCACUCUCAAUAACUCUCAGUUGGGUACCUUCACAAAAGUGGUAACUUUGUGUAGAAGAGCUUCACAGAACCAUGGCAUCCUAGCUCCUUUCUUGUCUCGCUUUCACGGCACGGAAGCCUUAGCACAAGAAAAGGAACCCAAGGUGAAAGGGCAUGAUAUGCUUGCACCUUUUACUUCAGGAUGGGAGAGCAACAAUGUUGGUCCAAUGAUUAUGGCAAGAUCUGAGGGUUCAUAUGUAUAUGACAAUAAUGGAAGGAAGUACCUUGAUGCUCUUGCUGGUCUAUGGUGCACAGCCUUAGGAGGAAAUGAAUCUCGGCUUGUGGCAGCUGCAACUAAACAACUAAAUACCUUGCCAUUUUACCAUUCCUUUUGGAAUCAUACUACCCAACCUUCUUUGGAUCUGGCAAAGGAACUACUUGAAAUGUUUACAGCUAGAAAAAUGGGAAAAGUGUUUUUUACAAAUAGUGGUUCAGAAGCUAAUGAUACUCAGGUGAAGAUAGUAUGGUACUAUAACAAUGCACUUGGAAGGCCAAAAAAGAAAAAGUUCAUUUCUCACUCAAAAGGGUAUCAUGGUACAACAUUCAUAGCAGCCAGUCUUUCAGGCCUUUCAUUUUUGCACGAGAACUUCGACGUUCCAGCUUCAUUCGUUCUACACACUGAUUGUCCACAUUACUGGCGUUACCAUCUUCCAGGUGAGACAGAGGAAGAGUUCUCAACCAGAUUAGCAAAAAACAUGGAAGACCUUAUACUUAAUGAGGGACCAGAGACAAUUGCUGCAUUCAUUGCUGAACCUAUCAUGGGAGCUGGUGGUGCAAUUAUUCCGCCUGCUACUUAUUUUGAAAAGAUCCAAGCUGUGCUUAAGAAGUAUGAUAUACUUUUUAUUGCUGAUGAGGUAAUAUCUGCGUUUGGAAGAGUAGGGGCAAUGUUUGGAUGUGAUAAAUUCAAUAUUAAACCGGACCUUGUAUCUCUUGCUAAGGCACUUUCAUCAGCAUACAUGCCUAUUGGAGCUGUUCUGGUGAGCCCUGAAAUCUCUGAUGUAAUUCAAUCUCAAAGCAGCAAGCUAGGUUGCUUUUCUCAUGGAUUUACUUAUUCUGGACACCCGGUCACAUCUGCUGUUGCACUUGAAACACUCAAGAUCUACCAGGAAAGGAAUAUUGUGGAGCAAGUAAAUAGAAUCUCCCAAAGAUUUCAAGAGGGAAUAAAAGCUUUCUCUGAUAGCCCUAUCAUUGGAGAGAUAAGGGGGACUGGCUUGGUGUCAGGCAUAGAUUUGGCAGAAAAUAAAUCAGCAAAUAACCCCUUCCCUCCUGAAUGGGGACUCGGCAAAUAUUUUGGAGCUGAAUGUCGGAAAAAUGGUUUGAUAGUACGAGCUGGAGGGGAUAAUAUAUCAAUGGCUCCGCCACUGAUAAUAUCUCCUGAAGAAGUUGAUGAGAUAAUCAGCACAUUUGGGAAAGCUCUGAAGGCUACAGAAGAAAGAGUGAAGCAAUUGAAGGCUCAGAAGUAGCUGCCAAUAGUUAAAAGACAAGCAAGGACUUGAAGCCUUCCAUCUUGCGAAAUCAUCAGACACCCUCCCUUUUGAUUCUCUGAUUCAUUCAAAUCUUUGAACGAUUUCUUUACAUUCUCCCGAUCUAAAAGGUAUGAAAAAUGAAAAUAGGGAUGAAGUUGAAGAAAGGUGUACCUGUCGAAGCUUUAAAAAGCUUAUGGCGUAAAAAGUGAUGGCUGCAGCUGCAACAAUCCCCAGCAUUGGAAACCUCUUUUCCUGCGGUUCAUCCAAUUUCCCUUCCUUCCUCUUUCUCACUAAAUCUGUAUUGGAGACUCGAUGCUUUGAUUUUAAGUUUCUAUGACCUACUACUUUUUAAAUUUUCAA